This is a messenger RNA of Phlebotomus argentipes, 2140 nucleotides long. RefSeq names its product cyclin-Y-like protein 1 (gene CycY). The coding region runs from base 322 to 1344 and encodes 340 amino acids. The record is from RefSeq and is a predicted model, not a curated record. Gene Ontology annotation, biological process: regulation of cyclin-dependent protein serine/threonine kinase activity; regulation of canonical Wnt signaling pathway. Gene Ontology annotation, molecular function: cyclin-dependent protein serine/threonine kinase activator activity; protein kinase binding. Gene Ontology annotation, cellular component: plasma membrane. The transcript is spliced from 3 exons. Lineage: Eukaryota; Metazoa; Arthropoda; Insecta; Diptera; Psychodidae.
ACCACUUUUGACACCCGGAAUUCCGAACUUUUUGCCCCUCGAUUUUUUAAUAUGGCAGAUGACAGUGAUAUUAAAAAUAAAAUAGGUGAAGAAAUUUUUCAAUAUUUCCGUGUGAUAAUCCGCUCUGAGUGUGUAGAAAUCCAGUCAAUGAGGAUAUUUACCUGUUAAAUGGUAUGACUUCUGUGUGGCUGCACAGAGUGUGAAGUGAAUGCGAAUCAGCUCGCGCCAUGAAUUGAGUGCCAAAAGAGGAGAAAGUGACCGGAAAUCAAGAGCAGGAAGUCGCGAUACUUUGGGUGAUCUGUGUGAGUGAGAGCAGUGAGGAUGGGUAACAAGAAUUCGUGCUGCAGCUAUGCCAGUCCCACGCCCGUGAGGAAGACUCAGGCGGCCCCAGAGACGCCAGAGUUCAACUGCCACAUCCCCAACAGUGAGCCCAACUUGCCCCACAUUUCGGAACGCGAGGCGGCUGACGGCGAUGUUGACCCGUCGGUGCACCCAUCGGCGGCGACAAUGUUCCUGGAGCGCUCAAAGCAGUGCCUGGAGAAUGGCAUCACGCGCAAGAAGUCUCAGCACCAAAUUGCCCCACAGACAGGUGGGCUGAAGAAGAGCAGCUCGUGCUCCACCAUCUACCUCGACGACAGCACAGUAUCGCAGCCGAACCUGAAGAACACAGUCAAGUGCGUGUCCCUGGCCAUCUACUAUCACAUCAAGAACAGGCAGUCGGAGAGGCGGCUGGACAUCUUCGAUGAGCGCCUCCAUCCACUCACGCGUGAUCCGGUGUCGGAGAACUACGACAUGCUCAUGCCGGAGCACCGGCAGAUCUACAAGUUCGUCCGGACGCUCUUCAACGCGGCCCAACUCACGGCUGAGUGUGCCAUCAUCACGCUAGUGUACCUCGAGCGCCUGCUCACGUACGCCGAGCUGGACAUUGCUCCAUGCAAUUGGAAGCGUAUCGUGCUGGGCGCUCUGAUGCUGGCCAGCAAAGUGUGGGACGACCAGGCGGUGUGGAAUGUGGAUUACUGCCAGAUCCUCAAGGAUAUCACAGUGGAGGACAUGAAUGAGCUGGAGAGACAGUUCCUGGAACUCCUCCAGUUCAACAUCAAUGUCCCGUCCUCCGUGUACGCCAAGUACUACUUCGACUUGAGGACACUGGCCGAGGCGAACGAUCUGUCUUUCCCCUCGGAGCCACUCUCCAAGGAGCGCGCUCAGAAGUUGGAGGCCAUGUCUCGGGUAAUGCAGGACAAAGUCACCGCCGAGGCGCUGAAGAAUGGCGUGAAGAAGUGGUCCUCAAUGGACAAUAUCAACAGCCAACAAGCUGCACGACGAAGUGUGGCGAUUCUCUCGUGAUUUCACCAAUUCGAGAGUCGAGUUGAGUUCUUAGCGAUAAACUUCGAGAAAGUCCACAGAUCAAUAUACAUAAAUACGAUAUGGAGAUGUGACAUGAUUGGUAAAUAACACGAGAAAGGAAUAUUGUGGAGAAGAAAGGGAAUAAUUUAAAGUACCAAAGUAACACUAGUGAAUUAUGUGUAUUGAUUGGCGAGGCGAAAAAGGAGAUGAAACUUAAAGAAUUUGCAUGUAACAUUUUUUCAAUUUUUAUAUAAGAAGAAGAAGAAAAUACAUGAAAAAUGAUUAUAAAUGUGAAAGGAAAAAGAAUGUGGCGUGAAAGAGGGAAAAAAACGAAAUGAGGAGUGAAUCAAAAUUGAUGAUUGGACCUCAUAUCAUGGGGUUUGAGGGAAAAGACAUGAGACUGCAAGGAAAGUGUCAAUUUGAGAAUAUUAUUUUCACUAAAAAAAAUGCCCCCCGAAAGUCAUUAGUUCCAUCGCAUGCUAAUUUCUUUUCUGUAAAUGAUAUAUUGAUAUUUUUGCAGGAUAAAAAUCAUUGUGAAACAUUUAGAUUUAUAUAUGUUUUGUAUAAUUAAUUUUCUCUUUCCGUCGUACAGCAAGAAAGUGUAAUAUUUUGUAGUUAAUUUCACGGAGGAUAAGAGAGAGAGAGAAGGAUGGAGAAAGCAUAAAAAUGAAAUAUAGAGAUAGAAAGUCAACUAGGAUGAUAGAAUACAAAGUAAUUUCACAUCUUCCGCAGAAAACCGAAAAGAUACAUGAUUAAGAGAGGAGGAAAAUAAAGAGAUAUGAAGGAAAAAAACAAA